AUGGCGCCGACAGCUGAUGAAAGCCCCGCCCCCAGCGGGGGUCGGCAGACAGCGCCCGACGUGAAGGGGCCGGGGCAGAGGACCCCCACCGCUGCCGGGAGCCUGCGAUCAUUCUCUAGAGCCCAGGGCCCAGGCUGCUGCGGCCUGGGUCCCUGGAAGUCGCCUCUCUGGGUGGACACCUCCCAGGGCCUGGCUGGCCCCAGCCCCUCGCUGGCUGGGCGCCCUCAGGCAGGACACGACCUGCAGGGCCCUGGCCGCAUGACUGUCGGCUGGACGGAACAUGGGAGCACCAUCUCCAUCGCUGGCCCCCUGCAGCCGCUCCUCUCCGGCUCUGUGCUCAUCUGGGCCAAGGCUUUGUUGCUGACCGGGCUGGAGCUUACAAGCACGACAGGUCCUGGGAGUUCAUUAGCAUGGAAGUCUCCAUCCAGCUAUCUGCACGAGCUGCCCGGAGCUGGGCCGGCAUCCCAGCGAGAGACGGGGCGGGACCCUGGUCUGCAGCAGGACCGAGGUCAGCAGGGGCGCGCGCCGCCUGGCGGCGACUGCCGACCACCGGACGUCCUGUGCAAAGGCCCGGAGGCGACCUGCCCGGAGAGCAGCACCUGGGUGCUGAGGCGCGGCGUAGGGGCCGCUGGGCGGAGGGCCCGCUGGGGGCCUGGGAAAGGGUUUGGCAGAUUCUCCAGAGAGAGGGUCAUCUACCCGUCCCCGGUGGCAACUGGUGCCCGCUUGGCGUCGGAGGCUGCAGCCAGCGUCCCCUCGGGGCCCUCCGCGGUUGACCCCGAUAAAGCCAGGCAGAGAGCGGUCCGCGCCAGCGCCCCCAGCCCCGCCCGGCGGCGGGACGUGCCAGGCCCCAGCGCCUCCACCUUGGCCUCCGCUCGCUGCUGCUGCUGCUGGACCCCGGCUCCGGGCCGGGCCGUGUGCGCCUUCCCCGGCGUGCGCUCCGUCCGCGAGAGCCGGAGGCCUCCGCUCCCCGCGCCCCCGCCCGCUCCCCGCUCCCUAUCCCCCUCCCCCGCCGCCGGCCUUGGGGGCCCAGGAGUGCUCCACGGGCAGUGGCUGUUUGGUGGUCAUUCCCCAGCGAUUGGACUGUCCCCCACGUCCUCUGUGGGAAUGCUGCCCGUUUUCCCACAUGUCUGCACAUCCGCUCUUCCACUUCCUGCUGGGAAAAGCUGGACAGACAAAAGGAUCCCUAACUGUAAGAUCUUUGUAAAUAAUUCCUUUGCUCUGGACUCAACGUGGGUGUAUCCUGAGGAAUCGAGGUUGUUUCACGGGCACCAAAAGCCUCAGCUAUGGACAAACCAAGUGGCCAUGUCUCUGUCCAGACCAGCCCCUGCCUCCAGGCCUCUGCCCGCAGUGGUGUUAGCGCCUCAGCCCCCACCAGGUGGCUCUCACAGCAGCCUUAAGCCCGUGGGCAGCGGCCCCGCCGUGGCCAUCGCGGCCGCCGCCACAGCCGUGGUCUCCGUGGACCCCGAGGGGCUCGGGGGCCCGCCCCCCUCCAGGACGCAGCCCUGCCACUUCCUGACCCUGGCGCCCAUCAGGAUCCCCUUGCGGACCACACCCUUCCCCGACAAAAGCAGAGAGCGCAGCCGGGCGCCCUGCCCCCCAGCCCUGGUGCUGCACGCAGAGAGGAAGAGGCCGGCGGGGGAUGGAGAGGACAAGGAGCCGCCGUCGAUCCUGGUGACCAGCGAGGACAGUGAACCCAAAGGCACAAGGCCCGUGGCAUCCACCCCGGUGCCGGGAUCCCCCUGGUGUGUGGUCUGGACGGGAGAUGACCGAGUUUUCUUCUUCAACCCGACUAUGCAGUUGUCCGUCUGGGAGAAGCCGAUGGACUUGAGGAACCGCGGGGACCUCAACAGGAUCAUCGAAGACCCUCCCCACAAGCGCAAGCUGGAGGCAGCAGCAACCGAGCCCAGCGAUGGAUCAAGUUCUGAAGAUGGCAGGGAAGACCCAGACGUGAAAACCAAGAGGAAUCGGACGGAAGGCCACGUGAGUCCCAGGCCCCAGGAGGUGGAGAGACAGGACGGGGGCACCAAGACACCCCCGCCCCAGAUCCUUCUGCCACUGGAGGAGCGAGCGACCCACUUCCGAGACAUGCUUCUGGAGAGAGGGGUGUCAGCGUUUUCUACCUGGGAGAAAGAAUUACAUAAAAUUGUGUUUGAUCCACGCUAUCUCCUGCUGAACUCGGAGGAGCGGAAACAGAUAUUUGAACAGUUUGUCAAGACAAGAAUAAAAGAAGAAUACAAGGAGAAGAAAAGCAAAUUGCUGCUAGCCAAAGAAGAAUUCAAAAAGCUUCUAGAGGAAUCUAAAGUGUCACCCAGAACCACAUUUAAGGAGUUUGCUGAGAAGUACGGCCGGGAUCAGAGGUUUCGACUCGUCCAAAAGCGGAAGGACCAGGAACAUUUUUUCAACCAGUUCAUCCUUAUUCUCAAGAAGCGGGACAAGGAAAACAGACUCAGGCUCCGGAAGAUGAGAUGAGAGUGUGAGGACGCGAUCAGGCUGAGCGUCCGAGCGUCCAGGGAGGAGGUGGAGGCGGCUUGGGGGUGGCCCCGCCCGCCUGGGUUGGGAGCCCACGGGCCAUGGGCUUCGGUCUCCCAGGAUUACUGUUUCAUAUUGAAGCUCCCUUUGGUACAGCCUUCCGAGUUUGAUGCAUUUCUUAUUGCCAUAUGUCACUCCCUUAAUUGUUUUACUUACGCAGAUUACUUGUAAUAUAGACAAAUUCUAAGUCUGCCGCAGGUUUGCACCUCAGCAGAAAGAGGCACUGACUCUGACCCCCUCAAGGCGUUUUCAUCACUCGAGCCAAUUAUCCGAAAAUUUUCUGGAAACCUUUGUGAGUUCCUUCCAUCCCUCAGGAGUUCCAUGGUGUUGGGGCAUCCUGACUCGGGUCCCAGGUCUCGGUCUAGUUUCCUGAGUAGUAGCAUAGGUUGUUCAUCAUUGCAGUAACACCUGUGACCAUCAGACACACGGACCACGGACCACCUACAGUUCGAAGGGUGACCGCCCACCCUGUCCCUCGGGGAGUGUUGGGCCUGGAGAAGGGGGCUGCGCUGUCUGUGGGAGGUCCUCCUUAAAAAAGAAUUAUUUUGUACAAAAUCAUCUUAUGGAUAUUUGAGUUAUUUUUCUUGUAUGCCCAGAGUUUGCAUGAGAUUUUUCUCACCAUCUUUGUAUAAAAAAAUUUUUAAUUUUUUUGAAUUAAUAAAUAUUUUAAACCAGUGUA
Messenger RNA from Odocoileus virginianus texanus, 3208 nucleotides. The record is from RefSeq and is a predicted model, not a curated record. Lineage: Eukaryota; Metazoa; Chordata; Mammalia; Artiodactyla; Cervidae.